AUGAUGCUCAUCUCCACCAUCACCUACGGCCUCGCCGCCAUCCUCCCACUCGCGCUCGCCGGAGCAGCACCAGAAGUCACCGAUCAGCCAGCGGGUACCCGGUAUAUAGCCACGCUGCCCAUGGACAAGUCUACCACCGGCACCAUCGUGAUCGAAGCGGGACCUGGUGGCAACGGCGCGACUAUUCAAGUCAGCAUCAACGGCUUGCCGUCAGAGGGAAGACCUUUCCUGUAUCACGUCCACGAGAAGGCUGUCGACUCCACGGGUAACUGCUCCACUGCGGGAGGGCAUCUCGAUCCUUACGACAACGGGGGCACAGGCUGCAACACUACCGACCAGGCCAGCUGUGAAGUUGGUAACCUCUCUGGCAAGCAUGGCAAGAUGACAGGUCCAGCCUUCACCGCCAGCUACGUCGACGAAUACGUCUCGAUCACGCCAGGUGAGCAAGCGAGCGUUGUGGAACGAUCCAUCGUUGUCCACUUUGGCAACAAGACGGCCAUCACGUGCGCAAAUAUCACCCUCAAUGGCGCAUCGACCGGCGGUAAUGGUGGGACCUCCGCUCCAGGUUACGGUUCUUCGUCUUCUGGUGGUCAGGGCUCUGGCUCCGGAUCGGGUUCUUCAGGUAAUGGCGCAGGUAAUGGUGGUGCUGGGUCUCCCGGAUCUGGGUCUAAUGCUGGCUCUGGCGGUUCACCUCCUGGCAGUAAUGGUGGGGCAACUGGUUCUGGAGGCGCUCUUGGCUCUAGCAACGCGGGAUCCAACGAUGGUGGCACAGGUUCGAAUCCUCCAGGCUCUGGCAAUGGCGGCUCUGGAGGACAAGGCGGUCCUGGCGCCACGACCACGCAGACUGUCGUACAAACUGUGUUGUCCACAAUGCCAGCGGGCAAUGUCAAGACCGAUAUUACGACUGUGACAGUGACUUCUUUGGUCGCCGGAGCACCUCCGACCUCGACAGCUGGGGGCUGGAAUGUCCACAGUAGCCCCAACCCGUUUCCGUGGCUCGUCAACACUAUCACUGAGAUCGUCACAAUCAAGGGAACCCUUUCUCCAACUACCACGCAUCAAACCGCCACCCAAGUGGUCAGCAAUGCGAGCACCAUCGUCAUCAUUGGUACACAGGCCGCCACUACUCCGACGACCAGCAGCACAUGGACAACGCUCACCUCCACGAAGACGGAUUGGGUGUCGGCCUCUCCUUCCAACGUGACAAAACUAUAUGGCCCAGUUCUCACUGUUACGGCUCCCUGCACGGAAAUCAAUGGAUGCACGACUCAUACCAGCAGCUAUGCUUCCACCAUGACAGUCACUGGUAAUGCAACGAACAGUACUGUCGGCUGUUCAACAGUCACACUCGGCGCAGCCGCGACGACGCUUAAUCCUGAGGUCCUCACUACUGUUGGCUUCUCAACGGUCACGCUCAGCAGACCCACGACACUGAGCCGUUCGGUCCUGACUCUGGUCCCGACUAUCAGUACUGUUGCCUACUCAACCGUCAUAAUCGGCAAAACCACAACGCUGAGCCCCUCGGUCGUCACACUGUCGAACCCGGCGACCAGUACUUUUGGCUAG
Molecule: messenger RNA, 1566 nt
Organism: Fulvia fulva
Lineage: Eukaryota; Fungi; Ascomycota; Dothideomycetes; Mycosphaerellales; Mycosphaerellaceae
Product: Cell surface superoxide dismutase [Cu-Zn] 6
Exons: 3
Coding region: 1-1566 (521 amino acids)
Biological process (GO): superoxide metabolic process
Molecular function (GO): metal ion binding
Source: RefSeq, a predicted model, not a curated record